ACCAUGAGUUCCCAAGGGGUAACUCAGGACACCGAACUGGACCUGAAGGACGUGGAGCUGAGCGACCUCGAUACUGAGAAGCAGCCCAUAAACGCCUCUCCGCCCCUGGCUGGUUCCCCGGGCAGCCUAGGCGAGAAGAACGGAGUGGUGAAGGUGAAGGUAGCGGAGGAGGAGGAAGAGAGCGAGAUGGUGUCCAAGUUCACCGGCCUGUCCAAGGAAGAGCUUCUGCAGGUGGCCGGCACCCCCGGCUGGGUGCGCACCCGCUGGGCACUCCUGAUCCUCUUCUGGCUGGGCUGGCUGGGCAUGCUGGCGGGGGCCAUCGUCAUCAUCGUCCAGGCCCCCCGCUGCAAGGACCUGCCCCAGCAAAAGUGGUGGCAGAGAGGGGGCAUCUACCGCAUCCAGCCCACGGAAAGGUUCCAGGACUCCAACGCGGACGGCGAGGGGGACCUGGCAGGCCUGAAGCUGCGGAUGGAUUACUUAAACUCUCUCAAGGUGAAAGGGUUGGUGAUCGGGCCCCUCCACGUCAACCUCAAAGAUGACCUGGCUGGGACAAACCUCCAAGCCAUCGACCCCAAAUUUGGCACAGCGACGGAGUUCCAGGAGGUGCUUCAGGCUGCAAAGAAAAAGGGCCUCAAAGUAGUCCUGGACUUGACGCCCAACUAUAAAAGCCAGUCCCCUUGGUUCAGUCCUGAGAUCCUUACCAGCAGUGACUUCCAGGACAAAAUGAAGGCGGCAAUAGACUUCUGGCUGCAGGAAGGUGUGUCCGGGAUCCAGAUCGGAAGCAUCGAGCAUGUACUCAAUGAGACCCAGCUCUUGAUCGACUGGAAGAACCUGACUGAGAAACAUGAUGUUGAUGAACAUUCCAGGGUGCUGAUCGCAGCGACACGCAGAGGGGACCCCCCAGGCAUUUUCUCCCUCCUCAAUGAGACGGAGGGGGUGGACCUGCUGACCAGCCAGUACCUGCUGGGGCUGGGAGAGGACAGCCAUGGCGACACCCCCGCCCGCCGGAUCGACAGCUACAUCCAAGCUUCUGGGGAGAAGUGGCCCAGCUGGAGCGUGGGGAGACCCGCUGCCAGGCUAGUGGGGGAACACCUUCUCCGCCUGUACCACAUGCUGGUCUACACACUGCCGGGGACUCCCUUCACCGACUUUGGCGAUGAAAUCGGGCUGCGGGACCUGCCAGGACGGCCUGCAGAGUCCACGCUUGUUCACAUGCAGUGGGAUGAUACCAUAAACUAUGGGUUCUCCAAAGAUGCACAGCUGAGUGGCGGAGAGCAGCUGCAGAGAGCUGCAGACAGCAAUGUCACCGUGAAGAUGCAGAACGGGGAUGAGUCUUCCAUCUUGAAGCUCUUCCAGGGCUUGAGCGAGCUGCGUGGGAAAGAGCGCUCCCUUCUUCACGGCGAGUUUUGGCUGGCCGGCUCCUCCGACCCCAGUGUCUUUGCUUACUUGCGCAUCUGGGAUCAGAACAAGCGCUACCUCGUGGUGCUCAAUUUCGAUCCCAAGCCCACCACGGUCUCCCUCACGCACCAUCUGCUGCCCUCGGAAGCCACAGUGGAGCUCAGCACCAACCCGCAACGGGAACCGAAGCAGCAGCUCAGUGUGGCGGAUCUCAGUUUGGGUCCCUCGGAAGGGCUGUUGCUCAGUUUCCCCUACGUGGCCUAGUUUAACGUCAGACGCCUCCUGUUGUGGGGGAGG
Euleptes europaea (tarantolino) is the source of this 1695-nucleotide messenger RNA. RefSeq names its product solute carrier family 3 member 2 (gene SLC3A2). The transcript is spliced from 9 exons. The record is from RefSeq and is a predicted model, not a curated record. Lineage: Eukaryota; Metazoa; Chordata; Lepidosauria; Squamata; Sphaerodactylidae. Gene Ontology annotation, biological process: amino acid transport; carbohydrate metabolic process. Bases 4 to 1662 code for a protein of 552 amino acids.